Messenger RNA from Durotheca rogersii, 1061 nucleotides. RefSeq lists its product as uncharacterized. The coding region runs from base 349 to 972 and encodes 207 amino acids. The transcript has a single exon. The record is from RefSeq and is a predicted model, not a curated record. NCBI's taxonomy places the organism in Eukaryota, Fungi, Ascomycota, Sordariomycetes, Xylariales, Xylariaceae.
GUAGACCACACUCGAGGUCUGCGAGAAGCCGAUACUCAGCACCAACGGCUACUCGGUUCAACAACCAGUUGUGCGAUAUCGCCUAUAUCGAUUCCUUCGACCGCAACUCGCCAGCCAUUUACGCUCGCAACAGGCUCUACCAAUCUGAGGAUCCCUGGAAACUUUGGGCGCUGCGCCGAUUUAGAGCAUUUUCACGUCUAUGGAGAUCGCAAGUCUCGCAUCCCAUACAACCUCGGAAGCGAAUUUCUUAUCCCCUUUGAUCCUCGCUGCUUCCUACACCCAUCCGUCAGGGCGUCGACUAGGUCCAAGUCUGGGUGUCGCGAGCUUAGCACCAUCGUGCAAGACGAAAUGUCGACAGUAGACAGCACAGGCUUCGAAGAAGCCCAAGGCUCUACAACACAACCCGAUGCGCCGGCGCCUCGGGCCAGUCCUAACCCGGUCAAUGUGGCGGCUAUUGCCGUGUCUAUCGCACUAGCAGUCAUAUUCCUCGUCGGUCUGGCUAUAGGGGUGCGCUGUUGCAUCGUGCGGAGGCGGAAGGCCGAAUUGGAACAACAAUUCGACUUGGAGCAACAGAAGAAGCGGGAGUUAACCGCAUCACCGGACAGCACGAUCUACCCGACACCGCGAGAUGUCGGCGUCGAGUCUAGAAAAUCGGUCGAUUCGGUGGCGGAUUCGCAACACAGCUCGAUAUGGGGGGAGACGGCAGCACCCUCGAUCGCCCCCCGCUCCUCGAUCGGCGGGGAUGUUUGGGAUAGCCGGAUGUGGCCGCUGCCGCCGGGGCAUUCUGAACGAUACACCUUCUUCAGCGAAACCAGCUCGAUAGUAGGCGAGGCGACAUCGGACAUUGGGCGGCGAAGUAUAGAAAGCCGCGACGAGGAAGCGAAUGAGAACGAUCGUGGCUCGGCCGCGAAGGAGAACCGACCGAAUACGGGAGACGAGCGGGGCGCCGAUAGCGUCGCCAGACCGCCCUGAAACAACCACGGCAUGAUGGAAUAGUAACGAAUACCACUCCUCCCCGAAUCCGCCGGAGGGUUGGGAAACAACCCAGGCAGGCAUAUAUA